AAAAAGUUUCCAUUUGCCGGCAAAAUGGCGCUCAAGCUGAGACGAGCUGUCACCCCUCUCACUCCCUCCACCACACUCCCUCUCCGCCGCCUCUGCGCCGCCGUCCUCGACGGCCCGAGCUCCGUCUCCGACGACCAACUCCCGACCCUCGAGCCCUCGAGCGACGCCGAAUCGAUAUCCCAAAUCCUCCUCUACCACCACAACCCCUUCCACGCCAUGGAGUCAUCGCUCCAGCUCCACGGCGUCUCUCUCUCCCCUCCUCUCCUCCACCAAACCCUCCUUCGCCUCCACCACAAUUCCAAAAUUGCCAUCGCCUUCUUCAACUACGCCAAGUCCCUCCCCGACCCGCCUCUCACCUCGACAUCCUACAACCUCCUCAUCGACAUCCUCUCCAAGGUGCGGCAAUUCGACGCCGUUUGGCAGCUCAUCGUCGAGAUGGACCAGAACAACCUCAACCCGACUACUACCACUUUCUUUAUCCUCAUACGAAGGUUGAUCGCCGCCGGGCUCACGCGCCAGGCCGUCCGUGCAUUCGACGACAUGUGGAGCUUCGUUGAGCAUAGAGCAGGCAAUAAGGAUUACUAUUACUUACUUGACACGCUUUGUAAGUAUGGGUACGUGAAACUGGCUGUGGAGAUUUUUAACAAGAGGAAGUCUUGCGGAGAUUUUGACCCAGAUGCUAAAAUGUAUACAAUCUUGAUUUAUGGGUGGUGCAAGAUUGGCAGGAUAGACAUGGCGGAGAGGUUCUUGAAUGAUAUGAUAGAGCGUGGGGUCGAGCCUCAUUUGGUGACGUACAAUGUGUUGUUGAAUGGGAUUUGUAGGAGAGCGAGCUUGCAUCCAGAUGUGAGGUUCGAGAGGACAUUGAGAGCUGCUGAUAAGGUAUUUGAUGAAAUGCGUGACAGAGGGAUCGAGCCUGACGUUACUAGUUAUUCCAUUGUGUUGCACGUGUAUAGUAGGGCACAUAAGCCGCAUUUAUUGCUUGAUAAGAUGAAGAUGAUGAAGGAGAGGGGAAUUAGCUUGAGCGUGGCGACAUAUACUUCUGUAGUCAAAUGUCUCUGUUCAUGCGGGAGGAUCAACGAUGCUGAGGAGUUGCUUGAGGAGAUGGUGAGGAAUGGGGUGAGUCCAUGCGCUGCAACGUAUAAUUGCUUUUUUAAGGAGUAUAGGGGAAGAAAAGAUGUCGACAGUGCGCUAAAGUUGUAUAGGAAGAUGAAGGAAGAUAAUGUCUGUGUGCCCACUAUGCAUACGUACAACAUUCUCAUAGCCAUGUUUGUCAAGUUAGAUAAGAUGGAGAUCGUGAGGGAAAUUUGGGAGGAUAUGAAGAGAAAUGGUAUGGGGCCAGAUCUAGAUUCUUAUACCUUAUUGAUUCAUGACUUGUGCGAGAAGCAGAAAUGGAGGCAAGCUUGUACAUUCUUUGUGGAGAUGAUCGAGAAGGGCUUUCUUCCUCAAAAGGUUACCUUUGAGACACUUUACAGAGGCUUGAUUCAAUCUGACAAGUUGAGAACCUGGAGAAGAUUGAAGAAGAAGCUUGAUGAGGAAUCCAUAACAUUUGGAACCGAGUUUCAAACUUAUCACCUCAAGCCCUAUAGAAGAUAAGGCAUGUCUUGAAAGAAAAGGCUUCUAGUCUUUGAGGUUUAUCAACCAUCGGCUUCACUCAUUCUGCUGUCAUAUGUGGAGCAUAGAACUUUAUAGAUUGUUGCUUCUUA
Rhodamnia argentea is the source of this 1703-nucleotide messenger RNA. Its product is annotated as pentatricopeptide repeat-containing protein At2g13420, mitochondrial-like. The record is from RefSeq and is a predicted model, not a curated record. Bases 25 to 1593 code for a protein of 522 amino acids. Lineage: Eukaryota; Viridiplantae; Streptophyta; Magnoliopsida; Myrtales; Myrtaceae. Gene Ontology annotation, molecular function: protein binding. The transcript has a single exon.